AUGGCUAGUGCCUUAACCGCUUUGUGGCGGAUGAUAUGGCGGGCUGCUCCCACUGCACCGGAUGGCAAGACCGACCUCCAUGAGGCGGGUGGUGCCUCAGAUGAGAAGACGUCGGUCUUCCAUGACCUUCUACAUCUGGGAGGAAAGAACACAAAGACCAUGAUUCAGGCUUUCAAUACCCUCGCAUCCGGAGAACCACUGGAUGACAAGAAGUGGUUGCUCGAGCAUGGUGUCUCAAUGCUGCAGUCCUUGCCAUUAGACAGUGGACUAAGCGCCAAGGUCUCUGGUGGAUUCAUCAAGAUGCUAUGGCACGACCUACCUCAUCCCCCAGCAGCUCUCGCUGGGCCAGAAAAUCGGUACAGAAGGCACGACGGAGGGGGAAACAAUCACUGGGACCCCGAGAUGGGCAAGGCUGGCUCUCCGUAUUGUCGAAGUGUUCCUCCUGGGAGACCAAAAGGCCCCAAUUUACCCGAUCCAGAGCUGGUGUUUGAGAAACUCCUCAAACGGACUGGUCCGUUUCGGCCACACCCUUCCGGCUUGAACAGGCUCUUCUUUUCCUUCGCCACUAUUGUCAUUCACGAGUGCUUCCAAACUUCGCGCUCACAACAAUGGAUCAAUGAGACUUCCAGCUAUGUCGACCUCAGCACACUAUACGGCAACACAGGCAAGGAGCAAAAGCGAGUUCGAACCUACCAGAAUGGCAUGAUCUAUCCGGAUUCAAUUGCUUCGGAACGAAUCAUGCUGAUGCCGCCUGGAGUCAUUGCGGUUCUAUUAAUGUUCUCUAGAAACCACAACGAAAUUGCUUACUCUCUUUGGUCCGUCAAUGAAGACAACAAGUACGGUGAUUGGGAUGAAUUGACUGAGGAGCAGAAGAAGUGGCAAGAUGAAGACAUCUUCCAGCUCGCCAGAAACAUUAACGUAGGAUUAUUUGCCUCGGUGGUCCUUAAAGACUAUGUUGCUGCGAUCCUCAACACACCGCGCGCCAAUUCAGAGUGGUCUCUCGAUCUAGGAGGUGAGAUUAAGGUGCGAGGCGAACGUGUUCAGAGGGGUGCGGGUAGUGUUGUUUCUGUCGAAUUCGCUGUGCUUUACCACUGGCACGCCGCCCUAAGUGCCGCUGACGGGGAAUGGAUGGAGGAUAUUCUCAGAUCCAACCUCCCGGAGCUGAAGUCAAUUGACCAGAUGACACCUGAACUCUUCCAUAAAGUAAUGAAACAGGAAGGACACAAUCUAAUGUCAACGCCGCCGAGAGAAUGGACAUUCAAUGGCUUGAAGAGAGGUCCUGAUGGGAGGUUUAGCGAUGCAGAUCUAGGUAGGGUCAUCAAGGAUUGCAUUGAGGAGCCGGCUCAUGCAUUUGGCCCACACGGCACACCUGCAAGCUUAAAGAUUGUGGACAUAUUAGGCCAGCUCCAGGCCAGAGGCGUUUUCAACGUCUGUAGUCUGAAUGAGUUUCGAAAGUACCUGAACUUGAAGCCAUAUGAGACUUUCAUGCAAUGGUGUGAAGAUGAGGAAACUGCUCGAGCUGCCGAACUCUUAUAUGGCCAUAUCGAUAACAUGGAACUGUAUCCUGGAUUGCAGGCAGAGUGUACCAAGCAGCCCAUGCCCGGAAGUGGUGUGUGCCCGGGGCAGACAACCGGUCGUGGCAUCCUGGACGAUGCAGUGUCUCUGGUCAGGGGCGACCGAUUUCUCACCUACGAUUUCAAUAGCAGUACGCUUACCAACUGGGGAAUGUCCAAGCUGGCUGGCAGUGUUGCACCAGGUUCGUACGGCGGUGUCAUGCCGACUCUUCUUUUUCAUGCGCUUCCUGGCGAGUUUACCGGUACAUCAACCUAUGCCCUGCUGCCAUUCUACACACCUUCAGCUGUGCGAGGUAUCCUCGAGGGCAACGACGUGCUCCAGCAAUAUGAUCUCCAACGACCUGCAACCAAUGCUACUAAAAUUGUCGGCAUUCACACGCAAGAAGGGUGUAAGAAGGUAUUUGAGGACCGGGACAAUUUCCGUGUCAUGUACCAGGCUGCCAUUCGCAACUGUACUAAUGGUCAUGACUUCAUGAUUGGCUGGGACCAGCAAAGAAAGCAUGACGAGCGUUCGAACUUCCUCCACCGUGCCUUUUUCGAGGAAGGCUUCGAAGCCCAUGUCUCGAAAUACUUCCGGAAGACUGUACGAGAUCUUAUCGAAAAGAGCUCCCUGUCCUAUGUGGAUGGUCGAAAGACGAUCGAUAUAAUCAGAGAUGUCACAAAUGUGACCCCAAUCCUAUGGAUUGCGGAGCGUUUCGCCAUCCCCCUCAAGUCUGAACAGCACCCGCGCGGCCUGAUUACCCGGGCCGAGCUCUUCGACCUCUACCUUGUUCUUUUCAUAUAUCAAUCCUUCAACAUACUCCCGCACUCAGAGUGGAAGCUCCGCGAAGCUAGCAAGAAAGUUGCGCCUCUCCUGCGCGGCAUUCUACAUGGACACCUCUCUACCCAAACUGGCGGCUACAAGGAAGUCUUUGCUGACUUCGUCGAAAAGGGUACCGCUUAUGAAGUCGGCCCCGAUGCCGAUCGUCUCUAUAAAGAGCUUGCUAAGAGCGAUCUGCCUGCUGGUGAUCUUGUCGGCGACUGUAUCGGCAUGGCCGCUCCUGUAGCGGGCAAUCUUACUCAGCAGGCCUCCCUCCUCAUUGAUCUGUACCUCAGCCCGGGAUAUGAGAAGUACAAGGCACGAAUCGUCGAGCUUGCUCAUCGCGAGGACGCUGCCGCAGACAAGGAGCUGCUCGGCUUUGUGUACGAGGGCAUGCGCCACGCCGGUGUCGUGCCAGGCCUACCGCGUGUAGCGGCACAAGAUAUCACGAUCAAGGAUGGUCAGCGCGGCAAUAUUCGCAUCAAGGCAAACCAGACGGUCCUAGUUGCCACUUCGCGAGCAGCCAUGGAUCCCGUCGCUUACCCACAUCCCGAGGUUAUUGACCCUCACCGCCCCAUCUCCUCGUACAUACUAUUGGGCCAUGGUCUCCACUUCUGCUUCGGAGCCCGGCUGGUAGCACCUGCACUUGUCUCAACGCUGAAAGAAAUAUUCCGUCUUAAGAACCUGCGACGUGCACCAGGCAGACAGGGUCAGUUCAGCACGAUUUCUCAUCAGAUUGCAGGUGUGAAUAUGAGAUCGUACCUCGACGCGAAUUCGAAGGAGAGUCCCAUUCCAACAACAUUGACGCUUGUUUACGACGAGGAGGAGCCUUACAUAAAUGGCCACGCGAAUGGAAGCGCUUAG
Molecule: messenger RNA, 3237 nt
Organism: Exophiala aquamarina CBS 119918
Lineage: Eukaryota; Fungi; Ascomycota; Eurotiomycetes; Chaetothyriales; Herpotrichiellaceae
Exons: 3
Coding region: 1-3237 (1078 amino acids)
Biological process (GO): response to oxidative stress
Molecular function (GO): peroxidase activity; monooxygenase activity; iron ion binding
Source: RefSeq, a predicted model, not a curated record